GCCAGACGAAGGCUUUGCCUUCCUUUGAACCCUCACCAAAUGGACCCCUGGGGAAAGUCCAUUUUCUACCUACCUAUACCUUGCGUUUACCUUUAAUGCAAAUUUAUCAAUAUUCUUUAUCACAUUUCCACUUUUCAAAUGCAGCCGAACUAUCAGGUGUAUGGCUGUUAUUUUUCCCCAUUUUAGUACUGCACUGUUCGACCAUUUCCUUUAUUCAACUCCAAUGAUAUUAUCUACGAGCACCACUUCACUCCUCUGUAUCUGUACUGCAAAUCUAAUCGUGUACGUGUACCGCUUUACAUAUUCUGUUUAUACGUAUAACCUAACGAAUCUUUUAUUCAUAUAAUAACAACAUGGGUAUCAAACUCGUGAUUUUGACUAUACUCAUAUACUGCCUAGCGAACGAUAACGUUGUGAAUUCUCUACUAAAUCCGCACAGACCUCACGAAGUUGAGUACCUCAAAGAGGACGUUGGAGGGCCUCUGAUACUGACUCCUCUACUAGAACAAAACAAGACUCGUGAAGCACGUGAGGCCUCAAAAGUGUCACUGGAUGGGGUUGCAAAUACGAUUGAAAGUUAUUCUGGGUACUUCACGGUGAAUAAACGCUUCAACAGCAACCAGUUCUUCUGGUUCUUCCCAUCAAAAGGUGACUAUAAAAAUGAUCCCGUGCUGUUAUGGCUGCAAGGAGGUCCCGGAGUAUCUUCGUUGUUCGGACUUCUCACGGAAAAUGGACCCAUCAUGGUGAAUAAGAAGUCCCAGUUGGAAAUUAGGGAACAUACAUGGACCAACAAUCAUUCAGUGCUGUAUAUCGACAACCCCGUAGGAGCUGGUUUCAGCUUCACAGAUAACGACAAUGGCUAUGCACGGAAUCAAACCCAAGUUGGCAACGAGCUCUACAUAGCACUCCAACAGUUCUUCACACUCUUCCCAGAACUGAGGGGGAACGACUUCUUCAUCACCGGAGAAUCAUAUGCAGGGAAAUACAUACCUGCUUUAGCUCAUACCAUCCACAAGAACAAUCCCACCGCUCCCAAGAAGAUUAAUUUGAAAGGCCUUGCUAUCGGUAAUGGUUAUAUAGAUCCACUGUAUCAGAAAGGCUAUGCUCAGUAUCUAUAUCAAGUUGGAUUGGUCGAUUUGAACACGUCGCGUGUCAUAAAGAAGUGUGAAGACAAAGGUAAAUAUAAUGAUGAAAUACAAGCUGUUAAGUACAUUACAGAACAAAAAUACCUCGAUGCCGCGAACGCAUUUGAGGAAGUACAAGAGAUCAUGAACAUAGCUAAUGGAAAUAUCAGCUUCUACAACUACCUAGAAGUAACUGACCCUGAUAGCGAAAUUCCUAUGGACAUAUAUCUUAACAAGCCAGAAACACGACAAGCGAUCCAUGUUGGGAAUGUUACAUUUGGUUCCAAAAAGGCUUAUGCAAAUCUCUUUGAAGACAUGCCAAAAUCCAUGUCGCCAUGGUUCGUGGAAGCAGUUAACAAUUACAGGGUGUUGUUGUACACUGGUCAAUUAGAUAUUUGUGUCGCAUAUCCUCUGACAUUGAAUUUGUUAAAGAAUAUAGAAUUUAAUGAUAUUGGAGGGUAUCGCAAAGCACAUAGAAAGAUAUGGAAUGUGGGAAAAGAGAUUGCGGGCUAUAGUAAAACCUAUGGUAACUUUACUGAAGUAUUGGUGAGGAAUGCUGGUCAUAUGGUGCCUACAGAUCAGCCUAAGUGGGCUGAAAACAUGAUAACUAGCUUUACGAGAAAUACAGAUAUAGGAAGAAACAGACAAUACUCCCCAAUACAAAGUUAUGGUAUGUGCAUGACUACCAAGUAAACAUAUGGUAGUACCAUCAAUUUAUCAAGCUGUUUCUAAUAAGCACAAUGAAGGAC
Molecule: messenger RNA, 1873 nt
Organism: Acanthoscelides obtectus
Lineage: Eukaryota; Metazoa; Arthropoda; Insecta; Coleoptera; Chrysomelidae
Source: the annotation of a GenBank genome assembly